GUUUCCGCAUCUGUUGUGGAGUGGGAGAGUUUUGAAGACCAUGUUGGACAUCCUGCAGACUCUCUCUCUGUCGCUGAGCGCCGAUAUUCACAAAGAUCAGCCGUACUACGACAUUCCCGACACGCCGUACAGGAUAACGGUCCCGGACACGCACGAGGCGCGAGAGAGCAUCGUGAAGGACUUCGCCGCUCGCUGUGGAGAGAUCUUGAAGGAGGCCAUGAAGUGGGCCGCCUCCGUCACCAAGUCUCAUCUCCAGGAGUAUCUGAACAAGCAUCAGAACUGGCUGUCGGGUUUGUCUCAGCACACGGGUCUGGCGAUGGCGACCGAGAGCAUUCUCAGCUUCGCGGGAUACAACCGUCAAAGCACCACGCUGGGGAUGGUUACUGAGAUGGUAACUGAGGUGUUUGGGCAGAUGAAGGCAGCUUUUCCUCAGGUUACCCAGCUGACGGAGCGACCCACCUGUGUGAAGAAGGAUUACUCCAACUUCAUGGCGUCGCUCAACCUGCGGAACCGCUACACCGGAGAGGUGGCUGGGAUGCUGCAGUUUGCCGAGGCGACACACAGCGAGUCGAACCCCAGCAAACUGAUGAUCUCUCAGAUGAGCGACGCUCUGGACGCCAAAAACUCUGACGCCUUCAUGCAGAACAUGUUUAAGAUGACCGCUCUGUUCAUCAGCACUAAAGACUGCGAUCUCCAGCUGCUGCAUCACCUCUGCUCGUCUCCGCUGAAGAUGUUCACGGAGCAGGGCAUGGAGACGGCCAUCGCCUGCUGGGAAUGGCUUCUCGCCGCGCGCAGUGGAGCUGAAGUCCAGUUCAUGCGUGAGAUGGCGGACGCCUGGCAGAUGACCAUCAAGCUGAAGAUGGGCUUGUUCUCGGAGACCGAGUCAGAGGCCGAUCCUUUAGCGGCUUCAGAAGAGAGUCAACCCCUGCCUCGUCCACCCAACGUCACACCGCAUUCACUCUGGAUCGAGUUCCUAGUGCAGAGAUUUGAAAUCGCGAAGUACUGCAGUGUGGAUCAGGUGGAGAUCUUCACGGUUCUCCUGCAGAAAGCCCUGUCCAUCAGUGUCGGUGGACCCAAGAGCUGCCUGAACCGACACGUAGCCGCGAUAGGACCCCGGUUCAGGCUCCUGACUCUUGGUCUGACUCUUCUGCAUGCUGAUGUUGUGACCAAUGCCACCAUCCGUAAUGUCCUGAGAGAGAAGAUCUACUCCACAGCCUUUGAUUACUUCAGUGUGGCUCCCCGAUUCCCCACUCAGCCGGAGAAACGCCUGCGCGAAGACAUCAGCAUCAUGAUCAAGUUCUACGCGUGUUUGCUGUCGGAUAAGAAGUACCUCACAGCCGUUCAGCUCGUCCCACCAGACCCUCAGGACGUGUCUGUGAACAGUCUGUCUGUCAUGGCCGUGACGGACUCGAGGAACAGUCUAGACGCGGCUGUGGGAUCCAGACAACAGGCCAAUCAGGGCUGGAUCAACACAUACCCACUGUCCAGCGGACUCUCCACACUCUCCAAGAAAUCAGGUCUGUCAAAGAAGACGAACAGAGGAACGCAGUUGCACAAAUACUUCAUGAAGCGCAGAACGCUCCUGCUGGCCCUGCUGGCCAGUGAGGUGGAGCGUCUGACCACCUGGUACAAUCCUCUGGGCAGCCAGGAGCUCCAGAUAUCAGCAGAUCAGUCUGUGGAAACCAGCAUCGCCAACUGGAGGUCCAAAUACAUCAGCCUGACUGAGAAACAGUGGAAGGACAAUGUUAAUCUAGCGUGGAGCAUCGCGCCGUAUCUCGCCCUACAGCUGCCGGCCAGGUUCAAGAACACCGAAGCCAUUUUCUCAGAAGUGACCCGCUUGGUUCGGUUGGAUCCGGGAGCGGUCAGUGAUGUUCCUGAGGCUGUGAAGUUCUUGGUGACGUGGCACACGAUUGAUGCCGAUUCUCCUGAGUUGAGUCACAUCUUGUGUUGGGCUCCGGCUGAUCCUCCCACGGGCCUGUCGUAUUUCUCCAGCAUGUAUCCGCCACAUCCGCUGACCGCACAAUACGCCGUCAAAGUCCUGCGCUCCUUCCCUCCUGAUGCUAUUCUGUUUUACAUCCCACAAAUUGUUCAAGCUCUCCGUUAUGACAAGAUGGGGUACGUGAGAGAAUACAUCCUGUGGGCGGCACAGAAGUCUCAGCUUCUGGCACAUCAGUUCAUCUGGAACAUGAAGACCAACAUCUACACCGACGAGGAGGGACACCAGAAGGACCCGGAUAUCGGGGAGCUUCUGGAGCAUUUGGUCGAAGAGAUCAUCGGGUCUCUCUCGGGUCCAGCGAAAGAUUUCUACCAGCGCGAGUUUGACUUCUUCAACAAGAUCACCAAUGUCUCAGCCAUUAUAAAGCCCAUUCCUAAAGGAGACGAGCGGAAGAGAGCGUGUCUGCGAGCGCUGUCGGAUAUCAAAGUCCAGCCAGGCUGUUAUCUGCCCAGUAACCCUGAGGCCAUAGUCCUAGACAUUGACUACAAAUCUGGAACGCCAAUGCAAAGCGCUGCUAAAGCGCCGUAUCUGGCCAAAUUCAAGGUGAAACGCUGUGGAGUGAGUGAACUCGAGAAAGAGGGUUUAUUGUGUCGCUCGGACUCGCUGGAUGAAGAAAGCGGAGAGGACGCGCAGAAGAUCUGCUGGCAGGCGGCCAUCUUUAAAGUGGGAGACGACUGCAGACAGGACAUGCUGGCUUUGCAGAUCAUCGGCCUGUUCAAGAACAUCUUCCAGCUGGUGGGACUCGACCUGUUCGUGUUUCCAUACAGGGUGGUAGCGACGGCACCUGGGUGUGGCGUUAUCGAGUGCAUCCCAGACUGUAAGUCCAGAGAUCAGCUGGGACGACAGACGGAUUUCGGGAUGUACGAUUAUUUCCGUAACCAGUACGGAGACGAAUCCACUCUGGCCUUCCAGAAGGCGAGGUAUAACUUCAUCAGGAGUAUGGCUGCGUACAGUCUUCUGCUGUUCCUGCUCCAGAUCAAGGACCGACACAACGGGAACAUCAUGCUGGACCGACACGGACACCUCAUCCACAUCGAUUUCGGCUUCAUGUUUGAGAGUUCUCCGGGUGGGAAUCUGGGCUGGGAGCCGGACAUCAAACUGACGGAUGAGAUGGUGAUGAUCAUGGGCGGGAAGAUGGAGGCCACGCCCUUUAAAUGGUUCAUGGAGAUGUGUGUGCGUGGAUACCUGGCCGUCAGGCCGUACAUGGAUGCUGUGGUUGCCUUGGUAACGCUGAUGUUGGAUACAGGGUUGCCCUGCUUCCGCGGUCAGGCCAUCAAACUGCUCAAGCAGCGCUUUAACCCUGGAGUGAGUGAGAAGGAAGCGGCGGCUUUCAUCAUCAAAGUCAUUCAGAACUGCUUCCUGAGCAGCAGGAGCAAAACGUAUGACAUGAUCCAGUACUAUCAGAACCAGAUCCCGUACUGAAGGCCAGAGAAGAGUGUGUGUGUGUGUGUGUGUGUGAUGCUAUCACACUGCUGUCCCAGUCUGGUGUGUGUGUGUGUGAGAUGAGUUUGCAUGGAUUGAUACACACGUAUAUCAGCACUUCUUCACUCGAUGAACUCUCUGCUGCAUGAUGACUUGAAUUAUACUUGAUUUUAUAAUUUAAAGUAAAUUGUGCCAAUUUUGGUUUUAUUUGAUGUGAUUUUGUUUACGGCCUUUAGUAUUUUCCAGACGAAUCAUGUGGUUAUUAAACAGCAGAUGUUUUUAUGGAAGUGGAUGGUCUGAAUUAGAGACUAAUGUAAAAUUUUAGAGGUUUUUAGAUUUGCACAUUAUAUUGAUUGAUUAUAUUUAUAGUUCAAAUGUUUGCCAUCGUGUGAAUCUUGAAUUCUUUGCUGCUCUGAAUUUGUGUAUUAAUAUUUCUGAUUUUAAGGUCACAUGACCCGAGCGAUCACUGCGUGUAUUGAUCAGUCGAUUGUGCAGUAAGUGGCUAAUCUUUGUACGCUCGCAUUAAUUCUCUCUCCUCUCUUUAUAUUCUCAUUCCUAUUGGAUUAUCUAUUGUCUGUGAUAUUUAAUAAAUGUCUAAUUGCUUGUACGCAUUUGUAAAGCUUCUUUACUGUGCAUGUGAUAAUCCCAGAUGUCAAAUGAAGCGGAGCAAGUGUUUUUAUUUAUUUCAGUGUAAAAAAAGCUUCAAAUGUACAGUCAAUAUCUGUGUUUUCAAGGGGUUGUUCACUGACAGUGAUUUGAAGAUACCAAAAGUCAUUAAUUUACUGUAGUAUUAUGAUGUGAGAUUACCGAUGAAAACACCUUCUAGAAUCCAAUAAAACAGCAUCAUUGUCAA
Pimephales promelas (fathead minnow) is the source of this 4271-nucleotide messenger RNA. Lineage: Eukaryota; Metazoa; Chordata; Actinopteri; Cypriniformes; Leuciscidae. The record is from RefSeq and is a predicted model, not a curated record.